AUGUCAAAUCAUCCAAUCUUCACAAUUGUAUUUUAUGGAAUUUCAAGUAUAUUAGAUGCAUUUGAUGGAUAUGCAGCAAGAAAAUUUAAUCAAGGUACAAGAUUUGGAGCAGUUUUAGAUAUGGUUACUGAUAGAUGCGCCACUUCAAGUUUAAUUGUCUACUUAUCUGUCAUAUAUCCUAAAUUUACCGUGGUAUGGCAAUUAUUAAUUAGUUUAGAUUUGGCUUCACAUUAUAUUCAUAUGUAUGCUAUGUUAUCAGCUGGAUCUUCUUCUCACAAAAAUGUUGAUCAAUCUCAAUCCAAAUUGUUAUCCUUAUAUUACACUAACAGAAAAGUUUUAUUUGUUGUAUGUGCAUUGAAUGAAUUAUUUUAUAUUGCUAUAUAUCUAUAUUAUCAUAAAUUUUUUUGGUUGGGAUUAAGUGUGGGUGCUUUUAGCGCUCCUAUUUGGUUGUUCAAACAAAUUGCUAAUGUUGUUCAAUUGAAGUCUGCUUCUUUGAUUCUUGCUAGAAUGGAUGUCGAAGAGCAUAAUAAAAAAUUAACGGUUGUUGAGGAAUUCAAGAAAGAUUAG
This is a messenger RNA of Lodderomyces pseudojiufengensis, 567 nucleotides long. RefSeq names its product CDP-diacylglycerol--inositol 3-phosphatidyltransferase. NCBI's taxonomy places the organism in Eukaryota, Fungi, Ascomycota, Pichiomycetes, Serinales, Debaryomycetaceae. The record is from RefSeq and is a predicted model, not a curated record. Gene Ontology annotation, biological process: phosphatidylinositol biosynthetic process. Gene Ontology annotation, cellular component: Golgi apparatus; membrane. Gene Ontology annotation, molecular function: CDP-diacylglycerol-inositol 3-phosphatidyltransferase activity. The coding region runs from base 1 to 567 and encodes 188 amino acids. The transcript has a single exon.